Formica exsecta is the source of this 1988-nucleotide messenger RNA. RefSeq lists its product as uncharacterized. Bases 901 to 1785 code for a protein of 294 amino acids. NCBI's taxonomy places the organism in Eukaryota, Metazoa, Arthropoda, Insecta, Hymenoptera, Formicidae. The transcript has 2 exons. The record is from RefSeq and is a predicted model, not a curated record.
UUUUUUAUGUCGAAUUCUGUAUUAUAAUAUGUAAUAUAGAGGAGAAAAGGAGGGAGUAUUCUUUUUAAAUAUUAUAUCGUGUCGCGCAUUGCAUUAUAGGUACUGGUUGGAAUUGAAAUAUAAUGAAUUUACUUUUAGCUAGAUUAUUAAUUAUUUUUACUAUAAUUUACAUAUUAUAGUAUGUAUGUACUCUUAAUAAUAAUAAUUUUGUUAUAAAUAUAAUUUAAAAGAGAAUAUCUCUCUCUCUUUCUCUCACGCACAGUUUAUAUUUCGAUCGUUCUCUUUCUUUAUUACAAAUGCUCAAGUUAUAGGCGGACAAAUGCAUGUUAAUUUUAUUGCGUUGACAUACUUUGAGAAUUAUUACAAUUCGUCUCGCGCCGACAUGACUUGCGCGUAUCGUUCUCGUCGGAGUAAAAGCCCUGCGGAUUUCCGUUCGCCGUACCGAGAGCGGAAUCUGAGCCUGCGCUAUGCUUUGCAGAGGCGUGUCCUGGCUUACACGCUCUUAUUUAGUAACAUAGAGGCUUUACUCGUCCACGAUCUUUCGGGAUAGAACGUGCGCGCGCGAGUUUACUCCAAAAAAGGAAAAACAUCAAGAAACACGAGAGCUUCCGCGGUGGAUCCGCCGCCGCCGCCGCCGAUCCGGCGAUAAAUAAAGCGGCGACCGGAAGAGGAGAGCGAAAUUCUCAGUGGAAAAUGUAACGAUUUCGAGAAGCCUUCUCGCAAAGAGGGAAGAGAGAACGGCAAGGGUGAGCGAGAGAAAGGAGGAGAGCGGCAAUUUUCUAAUUUCACGGGGAGACACGCUUUGUCAUCGGGAGGGAAGUUGAUGGCGUGAGACGUCAUCGGCGCCUCGGAGACUCUCUUAUUUUCUUCGCGGAAGUGUGAAGCGCUUCAAAAUCCAGGAUGCACGCGGUUGGAUUGCACUCUCGGCGCUGCAUCAAACGUCAGCGAAAGCGCCGGGACGAGCAGCGUCGCGCUCGCGAGCGUCGUUAUAGCGCGCAAUCGGGCGAAAGCGGGCUGACGUCGCCUAGGGCCUCGACCGGCUCGCUGGAUCAUCAUGGCAAGCAUCACAAGGGCACGCAUGGCGCGGCGCGCAACGCCGGCCAGGGGAUGCUGGACAGCAAAGUGGUCACCUCGAUCGGGAUGCUGCACAUUGGCGUGGUGUUCCUCGUGCUGGGCGCCUUUCUCCUGAUGAGCGGCCUGCUGCCGGGUGAUCUCACUCACUUGGGCAGCAAAGCUUCCGGUGGCUGGUGGAACGAGCUCGUCGCCGUGGGACUUUUCGCGAUAUUCCUCGGUAUCUUCCUCAUCGUGCUCAAUCGCGUCAUCGCCAAGAAGGAGGAGGACGAUCUGGAACAGUACGUUCAACGUCAGCUCACCAGAUCCAGAUCCGGCCAUCGAUUGGAACGGGAUGUGGAAACUGGCGGGCUCACCACCCGCCACGCCAGACGGGCGAAGCAGAUGAAGCAGGAUAUAUCCUCGGAUACGUCUCUCGAGAUUAAGGACGAAAAGACCGUCGAUGGUGAUAGAUCGCCGUCCAGAAGCCCGCCACCGGCGUACUCGCCGCAGAUCGCAAUCAACGGUGACAAUCAGGCGGUGCAGUCAGCUUUGUACCUGGAGCAGAUUACCGAAGAGGAGAUUAUCAGCGAUCGCGUCGAGACUUCCACCACCAACAGCCUCAGUCCGGGUUCGCCCAGCGAGACCCGGGAGUUGCUGCAGAACGUACGAUAUUCGAAGCAGAACGGGAAUCCGCAACAAGUUCAUCGGCCGCAUUACGUUUCCAAGAUUUAGAUGGUAGGAUAAGCUUGAGAGAGGCCGCGUUGCGAGAGGACGAGACGCGAUACAUAAUCAUAACGAUAACGCAACGACAGAUUCCGUAUCGCGAAAAGAGCUUUUUUAUCCAGAAUAUUAUUAUUACUUCAGUAUCUCUCUUCCGGAAUCACAACGGAACAUUAUCACACCAUCUCUGGGAGUCAAAAUUUCGCAGGUUAAGC